AUAUAGACAGAAAGGCAAGAAGAGGUACCACACAGGUCUUCCCUUCCCUUCCUUGAAUCCCUAAUCCAACAAAAAUGAGCGACUACCAGAGAGCACCGCAAGACCCAUACCCUCCGCCAUACGGGACUCCGUAUCCGCCACCACAAGGCUACCCUAUAACACAACCGCCACCGGGUUACCCAUCUGCACCACCGCCACCUUCCUAUGAAGGCUACCCUCCUCCACCACCACCUGGAUACGCAACUUACCCACCGCAACAUCCUCCUCAAUAUCAAAGCUAUCAGGGCUAUUUCAAUGAUGGAUAUCCUCCUCCACCACCUCCUCCGAAUUACCAUUGCCACCAUGUUCAGCAUCAUUGUCAUGAUAAUGAUCACGGCUCCGGUUGUACUUCUUUCUUCCAAGGCUGCUUGACAGCGCUUUGCUGCUGUUGUAUGCUAGAGGAGUGUUUUUUAUGAAGACAUUGAAAGCUGUGUCUUCUUCAGUUUGGUGCACUUUGGUUGGUUAUAGCUCUCUGGGUAAAAUGUUGCUCAAAUGUAAUGUCUUGCUUGAUUUGUGCGGGAUAUGGGUCAGUAAUGUUUGGUCAUUCUUGUAAUUCUUGGUUUUUUACACUUGCCCUUUUUUGGGUUGUUCAAAGUUUUUGUGGUGUGGUGGUCUUUGUGAAUCUACGUGUAUGGACGCUUAUUAUCUAUUGGAAACUGUAAACAACAGUUGCUGUGUGGAAUUGCAACCUAAAUAUUUAAUAAACCUUUAUAUCA
Messenger RNA from Medicago truncatula (barrel medic), 755 nucleotides. Its product is annotated as cysteine-rich and transmembrane domain-containing protein WIH2. The record is from RefSeq and is a predicted model, not a curated record. NCBI's taxonomy places the organism in Eukaryota, Viridiplantae, Streptophyta, Magnoliopsida, Fabales, Fabaceae. The transcript has 2 exons. Bases 75 to 455 code for a protein of 126 amino acids.